Messenger RNA from Nicotiana tabacum (common tobacco), 797 nucleotides. NCBI's taxonomy places the organism in Eukaryota, Viridiplantae, Streptophyta, Magnoliopsida, Solanales, Solanaceae. The record is from RefSeq and is a predicted model, not a curated record.
CUCACAUGAGCUGAUGUUUGCACCCAACAAAAUUACAUGCACUAACCUCCUAACGGUAGUGCAACUUAUAAGUGUAAUUAGUUCCAAAAGAGGGUAUUACAUACUAAUGUCAAAACCAUAACCAUGCCAAUCCAAUGUCAUUUGCAGUACUGCCUCUGGGAUCAUUUCAAGGAGCUCGACUCGAUGCAGCUGAUCAGAUCAAUGCACCUAUCCAAGUUUGUGGCGGAGAUGGUUGCUUCUUUUAGCCUUUCACUUGCUAUAUUAAAGGUUAUUGAUCUCAGCGAUUCUUCACAACUGACUCCAAAAAGAAUCAUGCAUUUCCGGAUGCUAUUCGAGACCAUCUUGGAAUUUCCUGAAAAGCUUGUGUGGAACAUUUUUACUCGAAUUGCUGUUAUGCCAGAGUAUGAAUCCCUUCGAGAUGGGAUUGUCUUGUUUAUCCGCAAGUACGUUGUGGAUGACCAAAAGUCUCUGGCAGAUAAAUUCAAGAUUGCAAAGAAAGCCCUUAACAAUGUUGAAGGAGUUAUCAUGUAAGUCUCUGCAUAAUGUAUUCUAGCUUUAGGAUUUUGCAGGAAUGGUUAGUUACUGGAAUGUUAUUAACCCAUUUUUGGUAGAGGGUUUUCUUGAUUUCUGAAAUCAUUUAUUUAACCAACUUACAUAGGAUAUAUGUGACGAGAAUUUCAGUAUAGAAGUGUCCUAGCUAGGUGACUUCCAACUUUGGAAUUGCAUAAUGUCUCACUUGUGAACCUUUCUCAGGAGCUCAUAUUUGAUUCCAGUCACAGCCUACUACUUUUUAAUUA